Messenger RNA from Striga asiatica, 654 nucleotides. The record is from the annotation of a GenBank genome assembly. NCBI's taxonomy places the organism in Eukaryota, Viridiplantae, Streptophyta, Magnoliopsida, Lamiales, Orobanchaceae.
AUGAAGAAAAAAGAGAACUCCCAGCAAAGUAGAUUGCAAAAUCUUUUAAAGCAUGGCAAUGGAGCUGACCUUCCAGGAGUCCAAGGACCUAACCAGGCAUCUCUCUUGUCCAACAACCACCUCAGGCAAGAGCUUUCGUCGCAUUUGGAAGCUUCCCUGUCAUAUAGAGAUGGGUCUGAAAGAGCUUCAUAUGCUAUCACCACCCGGAGAAUAAAUAAGUCAACUGAAGAUUUUCCUCCUGCUUGUUCUUUACCAGCUAGCUGUGAAGCAUUCGACAAUGCCCUGGUAGUUGAGAUGGUAGAAAAAGCAAAUUAUAGCCAACAGAAUUUCACGGCCAAGCAGAUCCAGAAAACUAUUUUAAAUCAAUUUACCUAUUCAAGUACAAAAGAACUGGCUGCAGCAGGAUUCUUCUGUUCACAGGGUCAGAGGAAACAAAACACUUCACAUAUGAAACAAAAGGUUCCAUCCAGCUUCUUUCUCAACAGCAGCUGCCACAGGAUUCCUGCUAGAAUCCAUCAACAGAACGAGAUGAAGGGAAAUUUAAGAUCAGAUAAUUCUACCUGGUUGGAUAUCCGAGAGGUAACUUCCAUGAUAUUGAAACAAGUGAUGCCACAACUGCUGCUUGCCCAUGUAGAGACUCAAUCUCCCUUUUGA